AUGGGAACACGAUUCCUGCAAGCAUUGCUGUUUGCGGCUGUAGUGGCCCUCGGGUCCUAUUGGGUCGUGCUCAUUAGGCGAUACAUGAAAACUCAAAACAAAAGGCGCAACCUCGAGGAAAGGGUUGCGGGACGAUCCGCUCGACGAUCCUCCACGGAAGGAAAUGAUGGCAGCUCUCGCAGUACAGACAGUGGUCGUGGUGAAAACACAGACCAUCACAUGAUGAAUACGAGUCACUGCGAGAUUAAUAUUAGGGAGCAGGAGGAUGACCUGAAUUAUUCCUCAGAAAGUGAGGAUGAUGAGGAAGAAAUCAUGUUUCAGAAACCUGAAGACAUUGAAGCCUUGAGACAACAGUGCUUUACGCAAAGCUUUGAUCCAACGUUGUUGUUUGGGCCAGAAGAAGAAAUGAAAGCAAUGUCAGCAGCAGAUCAUGCUGUACCUGCCAUGAACGUUCUCUUGCAACAGGAGACCUACUUGAGACAACUUCGGGAAGCAAGAAAAGCAAAGAGAGCAGCCGCUUCUGCAGCUGGUUUCCAAUACUCUCCACAAAAUAGGCAACUUUUGGAGGCCCUAGGAACCACUGCAACAAAGCUUCAAUCUAGUAGCUUUGAUAGCAGCACGCAACGUCAAACCAUUGACAAUGGCUAUUUCCCAACGCAACAACACGCAGCAGCAAUGAUGAAUUCGAGGCAGGUAGGUACGGGAUCUGGCACUGCUGGUGAUGCAUUGGAUGCUCUCAUGCAAACGUCAAUGAACCAAGCCGCCACGUCAGAAAAACAUUGCAAACUCUAG
Molecule: messenger RNA, 792 nt
Organism: Seminavis robusta
Lineage: Eukaryota; Bacillariophyta; Bacillariophyceae; Naviculales; Naviculaceae
Source: the annotation of a GenBank genome assembly